Scylla paramamosain (green mud crab) is the source of this 1167-nucleotide messenger RNA. RefSeq lists its product as uncharacterized. The record is from RefSeq and is a predicted model, not a curated record. Gene Ontology annotation, cellular component: nucleus. NCBI's taxonomy places the organism in Eukaryota, Metazoa, Arthropoda, Malacostraca, Decapoda, Portunidae. Bases 159 to 1121 code for a protein of 320 amino acids. The transcript has 7 exons.
GUACAAAAGGCACAAUAUCAGACACCGAUCAAUGUAAACAAACAAAGCCAUGCUCGGGACAGUGAUAAUACCUGUUUCUGCAACUUUAACUCGCAAGCAGGAAACUUGAUACAAAUGCGAAUUAAACUGCAGUGCCACGUUCAGCCCCGGCACACGAAAUGAAUAUGAUGGCUGUACCUUUGAGUGUGACUGGCAGAGUGUUCUGUACUUCUGGGUUUGCUAGGUGUUUCACAACCUCUGCUCUUCUCUCAGGUCGAGGAAUCCGGGGUGCAGUGAAGGGCUUGGGCUUGCAGGAGGAGGAACUUCAGGAAAUGAGUCCAGAUGAGCUUCAGGCUAUGACUGAUGCAUCUUUUGAUACUUUCAAUCAAGAGGCUGCCCACAUUGAAGUAGAUGCAAAGAAAUAUCAAGCUCAUUUACGAAGAAGAACUGUCCAGCAUAAAUAUUUCAAGCCUUAUGGUCCAGUAGAGGAGAAUCUGCUGACAUGGUCCAUGAAGGAGCAGCUGAAGUAUUUGCAUUCUAGUGAUCCAGAUCAUUGGACUGCUGAAGUCCUCUCAAAGUCCUUCCCUAUUUCUCCUCAAGGUGUUGUGAGUCUGAUUAAGUCCCAUUGGAUGCCCAAGUCAGAAGCAGAAAGACAACGUCACGACAAAGCUGUGGUGGCCCGCUGGAAAAAACAUAUGAGGGGUCAAAUUGGUAGUUUCAAAAUUUUAGAGAAAGCUCUAAAUAAUAAAUUUUCCCCAGAGAAACUGCCGUCUCCAGUCAUGGGCAUGAAAAAUGUAGUCAGUAUACUUGAAGGUCUGCGUUUUGAUGGGGAGCAACCCAAUGUUUCAAAACCAAUGAAGAAAAGGAAUGAACUCCCAAGGCAACCCAAGAUGCCAGGCAAAUCAUUUUAUAGCAUAAUUGAAGACUACAAAGUAAAAACUUCUGCAGGGAAAGAACAAACUGAGGAGAAUGCCUUCACCAACAAUUUGGCUAGAAUCUCUGGUCCACCCCAGUAUGAAGGCUCAUACACGAGGAUCAGUGGUGGUGAUACAACAAUGAGGAGGUCCUCAUAUCCAAAGAAAGGCAAACUAAAGAAAGGCAAACUGAUGACUUUCACUGAAUUCAUGAAGAAAAAGACAUAAUAUGUAUGUAUACAUUGUGUAUGUGUAAAUAUAAAUGCUAUGAUGA